AUUCCUUAGUUUCAUCAGUAAGGAAAAAAAAAACGUAGUAGUAGCACAUUUUAGAAGGUACCGUAAAAAUGGCAACUGCGAAAAUUGUAUCUCUCAAAGCCUUCGUACAUGGAGUUUCACAUCGGGCCCCACUUCGCCGUUGUCGUAAUCUAACCUCAGCCGUACGAUGUUAUUCCGCCGCCACAUCGCCGCCGUCUAAGGCGGUUGUGUACGAUCAACAUGGCUCUCCUGAUGUUGUCACUAGAGUGAUGGAGCUUCCGCCGGUGGAAAUUAAAGACAAUGAUGUGUGCGUUAGAAUGCUUGCAGCUCCGAUCAAUCCUUCUGAUAUUAAUAGAAUUGAAGGAGUUUAUCCUGUACGACCACCGAUGCCUGCAGUUGGGGGAUAUGAAGGGGUUGGAGAAGUGCAUGCCAUUGGCUCUGCAGUUAAGGGUCUUUCUGCUGGAGAUUGGGUUAUCCCUUCCCCACCUUCUUCAGGAACAUGGCAGACCUACGUAGUAAAAGAGCAAACUGUGUGGCACAAAAUUGAUAAAAGAACCCCGAUGGAGUAUGCUGCGACUGUUACUGUCAAUCCUCUGAGUGCCUUGAGAAUGCUCGAGGACUUUGUUGCAUUAAAAUCAGGGGACACUAUUGUUCAGAAUGGUGCUACCAGCAUAGUGGGGCAAUGUGUUAUUCAACUAGCUCGACUUCAUGGGAUUCAUAGCAUCAAUAUCAUUAGAGACAGGGCAGGAUCAGAUGAAGCAAAAGCAAAUCUCCAGCAAUUAGGUGCUGAUGAAGUGUUUACUGAAAGCCAACUGGAAGUGAAGAAUGUUAGAGGUCUCCUGGGCAAUAUACCUGAACCUGUUCUGGGCUUUAACUGUGUUGGUGGCAAUGCUGCUUCACUGAUCUUAAAAUUCCUGAAGCAGGGUGGCACUAUGGUGACAUAUGGGGGGAUGUCAAAGAAACCAAUAACUGUAUCUACUUCCGCUUUUAUAUUCAAGGAGCUUACCUUGAAAGGGUUCUGGUUACAGAGGUGGAUGAGUUCAGACAAAGCUGAAGAGUGCCGAUCUAUGAUAGACUACCUUUUGGGCCUAUUUCGGGAUGGGAAAUUGAAAUACGAGUUUGAAGUGGCACCUUUUGAUGAUUUUCAUACAGCUCUUGAAAAGGCUAUGGGAAAGAAAGGAAGGCAGCCCAAACAAGUUCUUAAGUUCUAAGUCAUGGACAAUCAUAUAUUUGAUCUAAAACUAGGCCUAGUAUGAAAUUUACUCUAACUUAGAGUCCCUGUGGUUAUAAGCUGUACAUAUAUACGCAUGUAUAAUUGUUGUUGAGGUCUUCUGGAGUCCAAAUUCCAAAUAUGUUAAGACUUGGAAAUUCAUAUGAUAGUUAAAAUAAAUCGUAUAGCCAGGGAUAGUUCUAGCUU
Molecule: messenger RNA, 1396 nt
Organism: Lycium barbarum (goji berry)
Lineage: Eukaryota; Viridiplantae; Streptophyta; Magnoliopsida; Solanales; Solanaceae
Product: enoyl-[acyl-carrier-protein] reductase, mitochondrial-like
Exons: 10
Coding region: 69-1190 (373 amino acids)
Biological process (GO): fatty acid metabolic process
Cellular component (GO): mitochondrion
Molecular function (GO): trans-2-enoyl-CoA reductase (NADPH) activity
Source: RefSeq, a predicted model, not a curated record